AUGAAGACUUAUACAAAUGAUGCCCAUGGGCAUAGUCACCAUCUACCAACUGAAUCUGGUGGACUGUCGCACGUCCCAGAAACGUUUCCUGAAAUAACAGAAGAAAAGAAACUAAAUGUGCUGCAGAAGAAAAAGAUUGCUACAGUAGCAUGGAUGAUCGUGAUAGGCGAUGGACUCCACAACUUUAUCGAUGGUUUAGCCAUCGGUGCAUCUUGCAGUACUUCUGUCUUAUCUGGUCUGAGUACAUCACUUGCCAUUUGUUGUGAAGAAUUGCCUCAUGAACUGGGUAGGUUUUUUAGGUUAUAUGUUUAGAAAGAGCGUUUUGACAUGAUUACCAUUGGGGAUAGAUUGUAUGCAUAAUUUAAGUAUUGCGCAGAAUUUCCAAUGUAGAAUGGUCAACAUUUUUUCGCUGUAUUAUCUAUUCGUUAAGUAAUGCUGAUUGUUUACAAGAGCGGUCGAGCAUUGAAUAAAAAUUCAGAGUUGAAGUAAUUGUCAACUACAUGCUCAUUAUCAUGAUCUGUUAUGCUCGAGCUCAGUUGUUGUACAACCUUAAAACUACGUCUUACGCUCUGCGCAACAUCAACGACUAUUAAGGCUUAUAAGAAUACCAAAUGCUCUACAUUUUCUGGCUUUCGAUCUUCAAAUCUUAAUCAACGUUGUUCACUUUAAAAGUCGCCGAUUAUAAUUAGUGGUUACAUCCACUUUAUGGUUUCAUCCACUCUACAUAUUACGCUUUUGCAACCUGAAAACAACAGGAUCCAAUCGCUCUUUAAUCCCCGAGCCGACGGCGCGAAGUGUCGUGCGAGGGUACUAAUUCCCCCCGGCUAUUUACACCCGGGGAAACGAAAGCAUUAGCGAAGUCUAAAGUUCACCAACUAUCGCGGGCGUGGGUCACCAACGAUGGGUGGUCAUCCUCACUGAUCUCGAAAAUAUGGCGGACUGUCAUGAAUAGCGGACACUGAUUGGUCCAAUUUAAAGUUUGCAUUAUAACGACUGCAUGACGACAGUGAAAUAGCAAACAUUUCUUGAUUUGAUGAUUGACAAAUUCCUUGCAAAUAUAUUUCUAAUCAUUUUUGCUCGCAUUUUUGCAAGAUUUUUUAAAUUUCAAGAGAUUUCUCAGAAAGGGCGAAAGAAUCGACUAAAAGAAGGGAGCCGACGUAAUAACGAAGGUAAGUUUGUUUUAAAUAUUGAUUUUAUAAUGGCUUUAAAACCCGACGGCUCUUUGCGUAUAUGAAACAACUAAACAAGACAGCAUAUAAUUUCAGUGUAUCUUUAAUAUUGAUUUCCUCUUUUAUUAAAUUGAAUUUUUUAAAUAAAAAAGAAAGCAAAGUUAUUUGCAUGCGAGAAUUUGAAAUCAUUUUAUUGCAAACUCAAAGUUUAUCGAUAAAGCCAUUUAAUUAAAGGCAGUUUAUUAUAGUUUCAUAAAGAACACUUUAAAACGUUUUGCGAAGCGUUUGUGGUUGAAUUUUACCUUAAAUCGAAGCUUAUAUUACGUAUAUAUAUAUAAUAACAUACCUAACAUGUAUAUGUUGGGAAAUUGAGAAUUGUGUAACUAAAAGUGAUAUUUCUAGGCGAUAUUUCAUUUGUAAGAAUGCUCUUAAAAAUUAUCGUGUUACCAUGACAACUACUUUAGAUACUUCAUGUUCGGAAAAUACAAUGGUUUUGUCAGCAAGGCGAGGGUUUCUGCAUGCAUGUAUUUUCUAGUAAUUUGAGGUGAUAGUCCAUUAUAGUUCCUACAUGUUUUUGUUUCAGAUACAGUUGGUACUUUUUAUAAAACAUUUUCAAGCAUUUAAGUUAUGUUUGUAACAUUCCUGAUAUGACCACGAAUUCUACGCAAUGGUUAUAUCUGGUAGAAGAUUGUUUGGUGACUGCCUCUCGUCCCCAUGCAAGCACUAUAUUAGCGCAUGUAUUUUCCCUCCUGUGGCUGAGUCUUUAUUCCUACAAUAUCCAGUUUGCUCCUACCAUUAGAAUAUUCUACCCUAUUUUUCGGAGGUGACUGCAUGUCUUUAAUCGUAUUAUAUAUUUGCGAUUGUUUGUUUAUCGCGUGUGUGUUUGUUAGUUAGCAGGAUAACUCAAAAGGCAUUGAACAGUUUAAUGUGAACGUUUUUGGAACUGGCGCUAAGACCGCAGCCGUGGGCAAAAGAAACGUCUAUCAAAUUUGGCUGAAUUUGUUUUUAUCCCCGAGCCCACGGCGUGAAGCGCCCUGCGAGGGUACUAAUUCCCCCCCGGCUAUUUACACCCGGGGAAAGGGAAGCAUUAGCCAAGUCUAAAGUUCAUCAAUGAGCGCGGGCGGUCACUAACUGUGGGUGGUCAUCCUCACUGAUCUCAAAAAUAUGGCUGUUCGCCAGAAGUGGGAUAAGCAAGAUUUCAAUUUUCAAAAACAUAUAUUUGGAAAAUAACGUUUCACACAACAAGCUCAAUUUCGAAACCAGAGCCCGCAAUCCUCUGUGGAGGCUUGCUGAGGCUCUGGGAAACACCGGCGACUUUUGCACGAAAAUCAGUACAUUUGGAUCCAGUACUCCGCUCGACAUUCAUAAAUAGACAUUACUGCCGUCAAACAUGAAUUAUGCCGUUGUUUAAGCUUAUUACGACUUUAAAGCGGCAGUGUCACCGGCUGCGCAUCCGUUCUGCGCAUAGAUCAACUUGAAAAAGUUGACCCAACUUUUUCAAGUGUAUCGAAUUUCAAUAUGGCGUCUGCCCGGGGCGUCAUGCUGACUCAGUACGGGGGUUCAAGGAAAAAUGCUGGUCGAAAAAAAGUGUUUUCGAGCCCAAAAGAGUACAGAAAUUUAUGGGAGAAAGAGCACAGAAGGAUCUAUUUAAGUGAUAAGACAUUUGAUACGUGGCAAGAGGCCAAAAUAAGUGGUGGAUAUGAACAUUCAAAUGACACUAACUUUGCUGCACAUCUGUUGUCAUUGGAAUUUCGCCGCAGGUAGGUUUACAAUACGAUUUUCAAUAUAUUUCGAAGAGUAAACGAGCCUAAUGUGCAAUUUAUUUUGCUUUGUAUUUAGGGGAAUCAGCGUCUGCAAAAAUACUACCAAAACAACGACGAAAUUCAAGCACAUCGAUUCUGGACCUUUCUGGUGGCAACUGAGUCCUGUCUUGACAACGGAAGUAGAACACAAUGAGUCUCAUAUGGUUUGAAGAACAAGCAAACAUCAGCCAAGGUAUGAAGAGGACAUUCACUUUUAUAUAGGAUGUGCUUUGUAAUGGGAGUAAUAUUAAUAUUCAGUUUCAAAAUACGAUUUUGCAAGGUAUAUUAGACAAAGAAAAAUUGUGUCAAAAAUUAUAAAAAGAAUUGGUUUAUAUUUGUAUAUUAAUUUACAGCAUUGACCACAAGUAUUAGUGCUGUAUAAUAUUUCAUAUUUCCUGCUUUCAGAACCCCAAACAUCUACACCAUUAAAAAUAAAGGUCAGAUGACAAACCCUUUCUCGUGUUGAGUCACCUGUACAAACUACAAAGUCAUGAGCCUUUCCAACAACAGAAGGACCAGGCAGUGGGAUGUGAAAAGUGUGAAAGUUGAAAAAGGAUUCGAGUGCAUUCCAGUUCUCAUUUCAAAGGUUAUCCAAUGAGCAACAGAUUGACUGCAUGAUGAUGGUUAUGUCACCUGCCAUGUUUCCUUAAAUGCAACAUUGCUCCCCACUGUUGCACAUAUAUCACACCAGCAACAUAUAUCACACCAGCAAUGGUGUGGACAUACCAAAACGAAAAUACUGAUUUUUGCCAUAACUGAUGUAACAGUGACACAUUCCAAUUUUGUACACAAUAUAAAAAAUCUUUAUUACUUACUAUAUACAUAGGUACAUAAAUUAGAAUAUAAAUUAUUAAAAUCAAAUUCCCUUUGCUUUAGAAAGUUUACCAAAGGUUCAUGAAUAUUAUUGUUCUCUGUACCACAUAUAAACUCCAGUCAAAAGUCUUAUUUUGAGGACUACACAAGAGGGGCAAACACUGCGAUUCCUUUUGCCCAAAUAUCCAUGCCGAGCCCAUGUGUGAACAUAAUCCGUACUCCUUAUUCCUCUUCUUAGGCUUCUAAUUGCCAGUUUUCUCACUGUGUCUUCAUCCAGUGUAUGAAUAAAUGCCUGUGAAUUUAAUAAUGUAUUUUAUAAUAAAAUAAUGAAAUGACUAUCCAACAGCUUUACCAAUUUCUAGCAUCAAAGCAAGAUAAUUGGUCUUGUAUGGGUUUAAGUCAUGCUAUUGUUUCCAUCACAAAGCCUCGCUUUGGUAUCAAAGCAAAGCUUUUGGUGAGAACAACAAAAUGGCCUGAUACACGGUUCACAUGCACAAGCCCCAUAUGCAUUGCAAUUAGCUUCAAUUAGAAGGUUAAGGGGUUGGUUAUUUUUAUUUACUAAAUAGCUAUUAUACAAAAUGUUAGGAUAUUUCACUUAUAUAAAUAUAUAAUUAUGUGUCAUUUGGCUAAUAUUCAGGCCAUCUGAAAUAGGAACAAUCAGAUCAGCAACAAUUUGCCAUCAGCAAACAGGUCUACAGCAUGUUAAUCUGCCGCCCUGACAUGAUGUCCUGACAGGUCGGCAAUCUGCCUUUGCGAAAUUAUUUCCCGUUUCAAAUUUCAGUCUGUGCCAUCACUUCCCAAUUAGACUUUAUACUGUAUCACCCAGGGAUGAAACUUGAGGGGGGGGGCAAAAGUACAAAUCAUCUGGAUUGGCAGGGCAAUGAAAAAAUUUAAAUGAUAUAAUGUAGAGUUAUUCAGUGGCUUCCAGAGGGAAUUGAAUAGAAUUUAUAGACCUAAAUUUUACAGAUAUUGGUAAAAAAAUAAGGGUUUCAUGCAUGUUUUAACAGGAAUUUGUCCGAAAAAAUAUUUUGUUGCAUAAUUGAAUUGGUUUAUGUCCGAAAAAUGUUUUCGCCCCUUUUUUUGAAUGUCCGGAAACCGACCUCCCCCCCAAAUUUUUCUACCUCAGCCCCGCUCGCCAACAUUUUUGGGAGAAAUAGCGGCCAAAAAAAAUUUUGCUGCAGGGCAUCAUCGACUUUCGCAGGGAAAUUCUAGCAGACACCACCCAAUUAAAAGGGGCUAGUUUUGCCCCUGGUAUCACCAUUCAACAGUUUCAGCCAAAGUUAUUCAACUUAAAGAUGCAGUACAGUCAGAUCUGUGCAUCUGCUCACAGGAGGCCUCUUUUUAUUAUACAAACAGUUUAUUUAGGUUUUUAUUUCAUUUUAUAUUCCUGCAAAGAUUGAUCGUUGUGUCUUGAUUUAUUAUACUCUAGAAUCAUGAAAAUAUAAAUAGUCGUCCAAUAAAAUUCAGUAUUUUGGAUACUGAAAUGUAAACAAAGCCUUUGUUUACAUACGGACUGUACCGCAUCUUCAAACAUGUUUAAUAUACCUCAUUUUAAAAACGUUUUAAACAAUUUAAUAAGAUGUAUUAGAAAUUCACAAACCUUACAGUAUCAUCGUUUUCUCAGUAUUGACAGUUGGACGCUGUGUGAGGUCACGAAGUACAUGCACUACAUGGUACUUUCGCAAACGUUCUCCUACAACAAAGUAGGAUAAACAGUAAAUAUAAUGUGGUAUAAUAUGCAAACACAAAUAAAAGAUACCGUCAAGUACAUUUGAUUCGCACACAUACCCUAUUCUUGCAAGGAGACUGAGGAGUUUUGCGAGUUCUCCACACUUGCAGCUGGCAGAAUGCACAACGUUCUUUAAUAUUUGCCUUACGCGGGCAACCUCGGUUACUGUUCUCGUUUCUUUUGGUGGCACAUGAACUUUUACAACUAUAAUUGUUAACCUGUGUGAAAUGAAGCAAUUAUUUGGUCUUUUCCGCCGCCGAAAAUGUGAAUAUAUGCACAUUUUUAUAGUCGGAAUGUUGUGAUUCCGACCUUUUCCGACAUAUUCCGAAAAUCGGUUUGUUAUGCGCAGAACGGAUGCGCAGCGGGUGACACUGCCGCUUUAAUUCUUCAAAGAACAUUUGCCAUGGUUUUGUAUUGUUGUAAGAUACUGGUAGUGAUUUAUUUUAGCUUGUUUAAUUACGGUAAAUCAUGGAUUGUUGUGUUAUUUUAAAUAUUAUAGGCAACGGCUUAUCAUGACCUAAUAUGGUAAUGCUGCACUGUUGUUAUUCUAAUUUUGUUAUUUAUAGCAUAUCAAUAUCAGAAAUAGAACAGUCUUUUGGUUUCAUAUGAGAAGCUAGGAAAGCUUAAUAAGUUUAUUAAUGUUAUGCUGUGUGUUUCAAUUGAUAUGUUUAAACAUACUACACAAAGAGAAAUAAACUUUAUAUUAAUUUUAAACGAUGUUUGAAAUCGGAAUAACUAAAUACGGCUCAAAGUUUGAAUAAUAAUUAGCACUUGAAAAACUUUGAGGGCCCAAGCGCCCUGGGGACGAGGAUGUUGAAAACCAACCAAUCAGAGCCAGACUUUCACCGGUGUUUCCCAGAGCCUCAGCAAGCCUCCACAGAGGAUUGCGGGCUCUGGUUUCGAGAUUGACAACGAGCUUUGAAGCAAGUUUUGUUUGAAGAAAUGAGAAGAAUUUAUUUACUGUGGAAAAUCGUGGAAUAUAGGGCAAGUUUGCUUUAAAUGUUUAAUGUUUAUGAAUUUUGUUGCUUUAAUUUAUUGCGUAAAAUCAUAGGCAGCCCAAAACGGCAUGUAGAAUGCACCAAAUGCUUCCAAAUGCCAAUUUGAAUUAAGCUCGCCCCAUUCCUCUGUUAUUUGUCGCGCGCCGCAAGCACUCAAUGAUAUUCAUAUAUUAAUAACUUACUGACCGAGAGUGAGGGCAGUACGGGAAAAUAUCCAACCGAGGUCUUGCUGUAUUGACCGAGCGAUAGCGAGGUCAAUACAGCAAGACCGAGGUUGGAUAUUUUCCCGUACUGUUCGAACGGUUGAGGUCAGUAAGUUUUUUAUUAUAUGGCAUUGUACGUUUGUAAAAAAAUGGGAAAAAAGGUCACGCGAGGGCAAAGUACAAAGUCCGAAACAUUUGCAAAAAAGAACAACUGCAGCAUGUAAAAAAUGUUCUCAAGCUUGGUUAGUAAAACUACUCUACAGCACUUUUUAUUUAGAAUACUAACACAGUUUGGAUAGUAUUUCAAAAAAAGUACGAGGUAUUUCGUCAUUUAAUCAAAGACAAAGACAACAAAUAUGAAAACAAUAAAAUUAAUAAACAGUAUGGAUAAGUACGUUUUUAGUUCGCUUCAUCUCAUGAAUAUAUCUCUUUUUAUCGAAAACCCCCAGAAAUUUUCAGGGAAAAAUAUAAAUCUGUGGCUGCUUUAGUUGUAUUUUUUAUUUAGGAUGGUGUCAAAUUCCUCGGCUAUCUGCAAAUAAGAUUUGCAGCUCUUCACAAAGUCAAAACACAGCCUCGAACACAGCUAUUCCUGACUUCUUUAAUAGUUAUAAACAUUGUAAAAUUUACCUUGUAAUUUCGACUUUCCCUAUAACAAAAACAUAUUGAGGAAGUUCUUUAACCACAGCAGUUGCUCCUUUUCUUUAGUUUAGGUUUAUUUUUCUUCGUUUUGAAUAGUUUUGAAAGACUUUUAGACACUUUUUGCCGUUUGAAACUCGGCUCUUGUCGCAGGGCAAUAAAUAAGUAUAUUCUAUACAUAAGAACAAUGCGUAUAUAUAGGUAUAUUCUAUAUAUAAGAACGGUGCUUUUCAUUGAGUGCUUGCAGUGCGCGACAAAUAACAGAGGAAUGGGGCGAGCUUAAUCCAAAUAGACAUUUGGAAACAUUUGGGGCAUUCUACUUCUACACGCCGUUUUGGGCUGCUUAUGGUAAAACAUGCACUGCUUUCCUUUUCAAUGAAGCUGUAUUAAAGUUUGCUAAAUUAUCCUGUUUAAUUUAAUUACGAAUAAAAGGCAGAACGUAAAGGAGAGCAAAUUCAUUUGAAAACCGAACUGAAAUUACUUAACAAUUUGAAUUUAUUUUGUUUUAUAAACUAUAUAAAAACCCGUACAGUUUUAUAUCGGAAAAAGCAGUUUAUAGUUUAAUAUUAAAAUGAACAUUUCAAAACAUUUUACGAAGCGAUUCACGUUAAAUUUUACAUUAAAUCAAAGCUCACAAAAUGUAGAACAACAUACCUACAGUAUGCAGCAUACCUAUUGUUACAUAGUUAAAACAGGGCCGUAGCAACCGGGGGGCUGGGGGAGGGACUGCAGCCCCCCCCCCAAUAAUUUGCUAAUAAUUAUCAUUCAUUUUUCAAAAUCAUGCAGACCUUUAUCAUUUAAUCCAUGAAGAACUGCAAAGAAUUAAGAUAUUACCUAUACUUUCCUGCAACUUAUCCAGUAUAUAGUUAGUUUACUUAAUUAAAUACGCUUUCACCAAUUUAGUACUACUGAAUUGUAAAUUUCUACAUACUAAAACGCUGUUUUCUGAUCAUCAGAAUUCUGUCAAAUAUUCCCCAAAGUCCAGGAAAUGGCAUUUCAGAGACUCUAAAUUUUUAAAAAUUUCUUCGGGCCUUCGGCCCUCGCUUUCAGCCCAAUUGAAAAGAGCUUCCUAAGGCCCUGUAAAAGCAAUAAUCUUUCAACUAUUUUUGGCGUGUUGUACAAAAAAUAUAAUAAAAAUUAAAUUUAUCGUGUUGCCAUGGCAACACUGACGUAAACGUGAGCCUGCGUUCUAUAACAAACAUACUUGUAGGGAGGUGAGUCCGGGAUUGGACGCACCGAGGGUGACUGGAAGAUUCCCGAACCUUUUCGGGAAACUUCCAGCCACCCGAGGUGCGUCCGAUCCAAUCCCGGAACAUUCCAUUUUUAUCAAACAAAAUAAAAAAAUAAUAAUUAUAAAACAAUUAAAAACAGUUAAUUUAUUUUUUAUUUAAAUCUUCGUCUGAAAUUUUUCAAAUCGCUUCAUAAUGGCCGACGCCGAAUCAUCGAUCUCGAACCCACCUCCUAAACACACGUCAGCAGGUGGGUUCUAUAACAAACGUACUUGCAGGGAGGUGAGUCCGUGAUUGGACGCACCGAGGGUGGCUGGAAGUUUCCCGAACUUAUCGAGCGAAGCGAGGUGAGUUCGGGAAACGUCCAGCCACCCGAGGUGCGUCCAAUCCCGGAUUCACCGAACCUGCAAGUACGUUUGGUUUUUAUCCCAUACACCGAGCCAUACACACAUUUGUAGCUCUUCGCGAUAUAUUCGUCGAUGUUUUUAGGGGUGCACCGGAACUCGGUUCCGGCCGGUUAGUUCCGGCCGGAACCCCGAUUUUUCAGAGUUCCGGUUCCGGCCGGAACUAAUAAAAAAAGCAUGGCCGGAACCGGAACUCUGUCGUUUUCAGAGAGAUAGAAUAUCAAACGUUCUUCUGUCUAACAAAAGUUCACAGUAGGAAGAAAUUUAGACCACGCAAGGGAAAUGUACACUAUUAACACUUCAUUAUGACGUUUAACGUUUGUCAGUCUUUUUAUUCUAACAUUUACGAGCUCUCUCCUUGAUGAAUUGAAGUGUCUGCCUUUUGGCAGCAGACAAAGUAACAUAUGACUAUAUAUGACUUAACAAAUUAGUUUCGGUUCCGGCCGGAACUUCCUGCCGGAACUUUUUUCCAGUUCCGGUUCCGGCCGGAACUUAAAAAAUUGGUUCCGGUGCACCCCUAGAUGUUUUGUGAACAUUUUCCCGGCCAAAAAAAUCACUGGGCAAGAAAAUACUUCUUUGUCUACGUCCACAUUACCUUUACUGCAUUUUUGCUUUGGUUUUUCUUUAGUCUCAGUAUGUUAGUCACCGAAAAAAGUUCUUGAAAGUUUAGGUUUAUCGGCUAAAUCUUGUCCGCCAUAUUUGUUAUUGUUAUUGCAACGUAAGUAGUUUAGCGGGUAAGUUCGGGCGAAAAGCAGGCGAGUUCGGCAAAAACAGGUGAACUCGACGACAAGCUCACCGGCUCUAAACCAAUCAGAAAGCCUCUUUUAACACAGGUAUGGGAUAAGAGAUUGAACGCACCUCCUCGUAGCCAAUAGGAAAGCCGCUAAUACGCUAGGUAUGAGAUAAAGUCACAGGUUCAGUGUUAAUCAAUUACUAAUACUUCAUGUUAAAUCAAUGUUUGGAAAAUACAUGCGAGGGGUUGCUGCAUGCACUGCCUCGUACCCAGGCGCCUCUUUGUAAAAAAACAGUGAUGCCCAUAUGACGUGUUUACAUGAAGUAUUGUAGUGGGGAGAGAUGGCGAAGGGGCUGAUGGGAAGAGUACACUUGAACUGCGAGACGCCUGGCAGUUCUUGGUCGAUUUCUUGCAACAAUGUACGAUUUCUUGCAAGUUGUGAUAUUUUGUUGUCGUUUACGAUUUUUUGCUACUUGUUUUUGUUGAAUUGACUAAUGUUAAUAUUCUCCUGUCAUCCGGGCGUGAAUUCAUGCUGUUAUUCUUGGUAUAUAUGACAUAUAUAUGCCCUUAAAGUCCAUGGAAAUUCCAAUAUUAACAUGUCAACAACCGAAGCGUUGAAGAACUAGACUUGCAGGAACUAGAUUUGUAAGCUAUAACUAUAUAAAGGUACAGACUAUAAAAUUGCACUGUUGUAAUAAAUAUUUCAAACUUUACGGCUGUGAACUUUUAUUUACUUGGGCUUUUGUUUACAUUAUACAGUUAAUAGAAAUUGCCAUUGGCAUUGUGAUCGACUGAUUGAGCUUUCAGCUAAAGAAGUUAUUAAUACAAAAGCAAUUACAUGACUUUCUAAUCAUUUCUCUGUUACUGUUUUAUGCUAACUGAGCAACUGAUAGCAUUCUAUUAUUCUCCAUGUAAUAUCGAAUGACAUAUUCGAAAUAUUCGCACGGUUAACUUGUCAUAUUAUUUAUACUCAUAAUUUUUCGCGCAUUUUGCAUGUCAUCGAACAUCUACAAAUGUAUUAUUAUUUGCCAAUGGCGUUCAAUUCAACUCUUCAUCACAAAGUAAGGUUUUACACACAGAGUAUAUGACGAUAUGGUAACUUUUUGUAUAAAAUUCCCUGUUUUCCCGCCCUGACAGUAUACAAGAACUGCCAGGCGCUCCCCAGCACGCACCCUUCCCAACAGCCCCUUCGCGCGUCGGAUGCCUACCUGAAUACUUCAUGUAAGCGCCUGGGUACGAGGCAGCUGCAUGCAUGUAUUUCUAGUUAGAAUUUGAAUUAGAAACUCUUCUGGCUAAUUCUGCAUAUUAAAAUACAUGACUUUUGCUGGAGGAAGUUCGCAUGCAGUCAGCUCUAUUAUAUAUUUUUUUCUAUAUUUCAAUGAUAUGAACUAGAAAAUACAUGCAUGCAGAAACCCUCGCCUUACUGACAUAACAUUAUGUUUUCUGAAUAUUAUGAAGAAUUGAAAGUAGUUGUCAUGGUAACACGAUAAUUUUAAGAAUAGUUUUAAACCUGGUUUUAAAAUUGAAAAAUCCCCCAAAAGGGACACUCCACCCCCAGAACAAGUGUCGCUUAUAUAAAAGCUUUAUAUGAGCCUACAUUGAAAUGAACAUUCGUUCGCCUCAAUUCUUUUUCUUUAGCGAGAAAUUUUAUCUAUGUUUCAGUGUCUUUGUCGUCCAUUAUCGCCGCCAUGUUUGUUGAAUCGCGGGCGAAUGCGGUCGGUCCUAUGAGAGCUGUGACGUAAGAGUGUGAUAGAAACAAAUUUCAAGGAUUCGCAUAUUAUUCACUCUUUAUUAAACUUUAGAGAUUUCUUUUAAAUAAUUUUCAACGGAAGAUCAUUGCUUGGUUCCAGAGUGGCACGGAAAACUGUGGGAAUCAGCCACAACAGAAUCCCAAAGAAAAAGGUUUGCGACGAGCGUGGCUGGCGAGAAAUUAUUUGCAGAGUAUUAAAAACCUACGCGAUUUAGAUAUUACAUUCAUCUGUUUAUUCGGCGUCGGCGCAUUUAUGCCUGAAUACUUCACAAGAACGCUAGAAUUUGUGCGUUGCUUCCAACAAAAGCCAAAGCUAAAACCAGACGCGGUGGCAUCUAUAUUUCCGCGCCAUAAGCCAAAGAAACCAAGAAACACAGGGCGAAGAAGAAAUCAAAUCGGCCGACUUGAACGAGCCAGACAAGAGGUAUUAAAUUAAGCAAGCCAUGAAAGCUUUAUUUGCAUGUACAAUGUAUAUCAAUGAUUUUGUAGUUCUCAUACUGUGGCAGAAUUAACUUUCUAGACAUUUGUGCGUUAAAGGAUACAAAUCAAGCAUUACAAACACUUCAAUAACAUGUUGUGUAUAUUUUUAUUCCCUGCUGCCUACACAGUGCAUGUAUGUACAGUAUAAAAUUGGGGUGUUUAUGUGAGUCUUGUAUAUAGUAUUUUCGCAUGGAGGGUUUUGAAAAUAGUGUUGGACCAUGGUUGAGGCCUAGGAACAUGUUUCUACUCACAGCAUAAGCAAUUCCCAGCUAUCAUGGAAAAGCAUUUUUACAGUUUACAUACAGUUGAUAGUAACUUGACACUGUAAAUAUAUGUAGCAAAUUUUCACACGCAACAUAUUAAUAAAAACGUUAUUAAAUGUUUUAAUGCUUUAUUGGUAUCUUUUAACGUACAAAUGUCUAGAAAGUAAAUUCUUCCACAGUAUGAAAACUACAAAAUCAUUGAUAUACAUUGUAGAAAUAAAGCUUUCAUGAUUUGCUUAGUUAAUACCUUUUGUCUGGUUUGUUCAAGCAGGGCGAAUAUGAUUUCUUCUUCACCCUGUGUUUCUGGGUUUCAUGACUUUGGCUUAUGGCGCGGAAAUAUAGAUGCCAUCGCGUCUGGUUUUAGCUUUGGCUUUUGUUGGAAGCAACGCAUAAAUUCUAGCGUUCUUGCGAAGUAUUCAGGCAUAAAUGCGCCGACGCCGAAUAAACAGAUGAAUGUAAUAUCUAAAUCGCGUAGGUUCAGUUUACUCUGCAAAUAAUUUCUCGCCAGCCGCGCUCGUCGCAAACCUUUUUCUUUGGGAUUCUGUUGUGGCUGAUUCCCACAGUUUUCCGUGCCACUCUGGAACCAAGCAAUGAUCUUCCGUUGAAAAUUAUUUAAAAGAAAUCUCUAAAGUUUAAUAAAGAGUGAAUAAUAUGCGAAUCCUUGCUGCAAUCUAAUUAUGAAAUUUGUUUCUAUCACACACUUACGUCACGGCACUCAUAGGACCACCCGCGGAUUCAACAAACAUGGCGGCAAUAAUGGACCAAAAAUCAGUGAAACAAAGUUAAAUUUCUCGCAAACGAAAAAGAAUUGAGGCGAACAAAUAUUCAUUCCAAGGUAGGCUCAUAUAAAGCUUUCUUAUGAGCGACACUUGUUCUGGGGGUGGAGUGUCCCUUUAAUAACAAAAUUAUCAAUUUCCCAAACAUAUGUAUGCCAGGUAUGUUAUUAUACGUAAUAUAAGCAUCAAUUUAAUGUAAAAUUAAAUUCAACCACAAACGCUUCGCAAAACGUUUUAAAAUGUUCUCAAAACUAAACGGCUUUUUAUCGAAUUAUCGGUAAACAUUGAGUUUGAAAUAAGCUGAUUUCAAAUUCUCGCAUGAAAAUAACUUUGCUUUCCUCUUUAUUUAAAUACUUUAGUAUACAAAAGAAAAGGUAAUUAAUAAAACUACACUGAAAUUAUAUGCUGUCUUUUUUCACUUAUAUACGCAAUGAUAGGUUUAGUUCAAUAUUCGCCGUAUCGCCCACCAUUAUCAGUUUUAAAUAUAUCAAUUAUAAGACAAACAAUACAUCAAUAUUUAAAACAGACUUACCUUCGUUAACGUCGGCGACUUUGCUCUAUUCUUUUAGACGUUUUUAGACGUUUUUGGCUCUCAGAAAGGUUUUGAAAUUUACAAAAUCUUGCUAAAAUACAACUUGCAAGAAAUGUACUUUAUCAUAUACUCAAAGGCCGUCGGGUUUUAAAACAAUUACACUAAAUAAAUAUUUAAAACAAACUUACCUUUGUUAACGUCAGCUCCCUUCUUUUAGCCCAUUCUUUCGUCUUUUCUUUCUUGAAAUUUACAAAAUCUUGCAAAAAUGCGAGCAAAAAUAAGAUAUAUUUGCAAGAAAUUUAUCAAUCAUCAAAUCAAGAAAUGUUUGCUGUUUCGCUGUCGUCAUGCAGUCGUUAUAAUGCAAACUUUAAAUUGGACCAAUCAGUGUCCGCUAUUUGUAAUUUUAAUUGUAAUUUAAUCUUAUUUAGAAACGGUAGCUCUUCAGGGCACUUGCGCACCUGUUUUUCAAGAGGCUGUUUGGUUAAAAAUAUUACAUAAUAUAAAUAUACAAUACAAUACAGAUAAGUAGAACUACAGGCAUGCAUAUAUAACAAUAUAAAACGAUUAACCCUACCUCCCCCCCCCUCCCUCCCCCUUACAAACGAACGCACUAAUUAAAUUUAGAUUAAGUGCAUACACUUUAACGCGAGGAAUAAUGAUCAAGAAUGGACUUGAAUUUCUGACUAGUAAUUCCUGAACCUUUAGCCUCAAGAGGCAAAUUAUUCCAGGCCGAAGAGGCUGUAUAGCUUAUGCUUUUCUUCAAAAAAUUUGUACUUGGUUUGUCAAGGGUGAAAUCUCGAUUGUUGCUACGGAGGUUAUACCGAGAGUUUGUUUUAAUAUCAAACAUAUUCAUCAUACUAAUUGGCAGUCCAUUAUUCCUUACUUUAUGCAUAAAAAAUAGUUUUUUGUGCUUAAGGCGUUCUUUCAAGGGUUGCCAAUGUAGUUCUUUUAAAACAUCGCGUGAUCUUGUUUCGUAUGUUCUGCCAGUGAUUACACGUGCCGCUCUGUUUUGCAGUUUUUGAAGUUUGUCAAUUAAAUAAUCACUACAAUUAUCCCAAACAAGGCUGCAGUAGUCGAAAUGUGGUAAUAUAAUGGCAUUAUAUACUUUUUUCAAUGUUGUUUUAGGAAUUAUUUUUUUCAUUCGCCGUAACAUGCCGAUACCUUUUGAAAUUUUAGUCUGUAUGUUUUCGAUUUGCCUUUCCCAA
Messenger RNA from Paramuricea clavata, 14722 nucleotides. The record is from the annotation of a GenBank genome assembly. Lineage: Eukaryota; Metazoa; Cnidaria; Anthozoa; Malacalcyonacea; Plexauridae.